This is a messenger RNA of Tetrahymena thermophila SB210, 558 nucleotides long. Its product is annotated as transmembrane protein, putative. NCBI's taxonomy places the organism in Eukaryota, Ciliophora, Oligohymenophorea, Hymenostomatida, Tetrahymenidae. The record is from RefSeq and is a predicted model, not a curated record. The transcript has a single exon.
AUGUAUCAAUAGUCCAAAAGUCAUGUUAAUGAACAAGUCUGGAAGAACACACAGACACUUCUUGCUGCUUGCAGCCUUUUUCAUACUUACGAUAAUGAGAAUGAAGGUUAGUUUCAGUAUUAAUGUGACGUAAAAUUAUUUUUUAUCCCUAUUUUAUGCGAUCGCCUUCAGGGAAAGAUAUAGCGAUUGUUUAUAUAAUUACGUCUAAAGUUUAUUGGUACUAUUAAUUCUUUAGCGAAACUUUUGAAUGUUAAUUUUUUUAUGAAAUGCUAUUUGUCUGCUUGCAUAUGGAAGCUGCUGCUGCAGAUGAAGAAGAGUUGGAAGUUGUUCCAGCAAAUUAAGCAAGCGAAUUUUUAGUAUCUUGUUAAUCAUUUUUGUUGUUGGCUAAAGGACCAUUUGAUAUAAGAGAUGAUAAGUGGUAAAUAGAAUUGUUCAUCAUUUCUGAAUACCCGCUUUCGCAAUAGCUUGAUACUUCUUCUUCUUCUAUAUAAUUUCUUGUUCCAUAUUUUUAGUUAAUUUUAGCAGUCCUGCUCUUAAUUGUCUGUUUAAUCGCACUGA